Molecule: messenger RNA, 2609 nt
Organism: Neurospora tetrasperma FGSC 2508
Lineage: Eukaryota; Fungi; Ascomycota; Sordariomycetes; Sordariales; Sordariaceae
Exons: 2
Coding region: 102-2609 (835 amino acids)
Biological process (GO): reciprocal meiotic recombination; double-strand break repair via synthesis-dependent strand annealing
Cellular component (GO): nucleus
Molecular function (GO): hydrolase activity, acting on acid anhydrides; DNA translocase activity; ATP-dependent chromatin remodeler activity
Source: RefSeq, a predicted model, not a curated record
CGGGCGUGAAAUAAAAAAUUCCCACAUAGAGAUACAGGUCUAGCGUUGUUCCUAGGAAGCUACCGAGGCCGUUGUAACAAAGCCCGUUCCUUACAGCGAAGAUGACAGCAUCCAUGGUCUCAACAUCCAAGGCCGCCUCCAAGGACAACAGCACCAACAGUCUCGCUCUCACUCAACGCAGCAAGUUCCCCACACCUCAAUCCCUCGAUAAACUCACCAAGCCGUUCAAAUGCCCCGGCUCCGCGACGCGCACCGUAGCCGUCGACCGGCCGGCACGAAAGCGCAGAAAGAUCGAUUAUAAAGGUGCUGGUGGCGAAGACGACGAGGAUGGCGCCGACAAGCCCUACACCAACGCCGAUCGGCUCGCCCUCGCCAACCGCGACGCCAACAAGUUCCCCGUGUUCGCAGUCAAAGACAAGUCACAGGUAUUUCGCAAGGCGUUCUCCGUGCCGCUCAUCAACAAGAACACGACCGCGUACAACCCAAACCGCCCCCCACCCACGCUCGGCCUGAGACAGGGCGCCGUCUUUGUGGCUAAGCCGCUGCAUGACCCGUGCGACGAGUUUGCUAUUGUGCUGUAUGAUCCGACAGUGGAUGAUAAGCCCAAGGAUACGGCGCCAAAGGCCAUUGAAGAAAAGAAGGAAGAACCAGAGGUCAAGGUUGAUGCGCCGCUGGUGCACAAGAGUCUGGCGGAGAUUCUGGGCAUCAAGAAGAAAGUCGAGGGUGAGCACCCUCGUGUCCCGGUGGUGAUUGAUCCCAGGCUGGCCAAGGUGCUGCGGCCGCAUCAGAUCGAGGGUGUCCGGUUCAUGUACCGGUGCGUGACGGGCAUGAUUGAUGAGAAGGCGAAUGGUUGCAUCAUGGCGGACGAGAUGGGCUUGGGAAAGACGUUGCAGUGCAUCACGCUACUGUGGACGCUGUUGAAGCAGUCGCCGGAUGCUGGAAAGUCGACGAUCCAAAAGGCCAUUGUGGCGUGUCCGUCGAGUUUGGUCAGGAAUUGGGCGAAUGAGUUGGUCAAAUGGUUGGGCGCGGACGCUAUCACGCCCUUUGCCAUUGAUGGAAAGGCCUCGAAGGAGGAGUUGACGAGGCAGCUGCGGCAGUGGGCGAUUGCCAGUGGACGGUCUGUGACGAGACCGGUGAUCAUCGUCUCGUACGAGACGCUAAGGCUCAAUGUGGACGAGCUUAAGGGGACUCCCAUUGGGUUGAUGCUUUGCGACGAGGGUCAUCGCCUGAAGAACGGAGACAGUCAGACGUUUAGCGCCUUGAACAGCCUGAAUGUUUCGAGGAGGGUCAUCUUGUCUGGUACACCCAUUCAGAACGACUUGUCAGAGUACUUUGCUCUGAUCAGCUUCGCCAACCCAGAUCUCCUCGGUACUCGUCUCGAGUUCCGCAAACGUUUCGAAAUUCCGAUUCUACGCGGCCGCGAUGCUGACGCCUCGGAAGCUGAGCGAAAGCGUGGUGACGAGUGCUUGGUUGAACUCCUUGCCAUCGUCAACAAGUUCAUCAUUCGUCGUACCAACGAUAUUCUCUCCAAGUACCUCCCCGUGAAGUACGAGCACGUUGUCUUCUGCAACCUCGCUCCCUUCCAGCUCGACUUGUACAAUUACUUUGUCGCCUCCCCCGACAUCCAAGCUCUCCUGCGUGGCAAGGGCUCUCAACCUCUCAAGGCCAUCAACAUCCUCAAGAAGCUCUGCAACCACCCAGACCUGCUCGACCUAUCGGCCGAUCUGCCUGGCUGCGAGCAGUACUGGCCAGAAGACUACGUACCAAAGGAAGCGCGCGGCCGCGACCGCGACGUCAAGCCAUGGUACUCUGGAAAGAUGCAAGUGCUCGACCGCAUGCUCGCCCGCAUCCGCGCCGACACCAACGACAAGAUUGUGCUCAUCAGCAACUACACCCAAACGCUUGACCUCUUUGAGCGUCUCUGCCGCAACCGGCAAUACGGCUGUCUGCGACUAGACGGCACCAUGAACGUCAACAAACGCCAAAAACUUGUCGACAAAUUCAACGACCCGGAAGGCGACGAGUUUGUCUUUUUGCUCUCUUCCAAAGCCGGUGGGUGCGGCCUCAACCUGAUCGGUGCCAACCGACUCGUCCUCUUCGACCCGGACUGGAAUCCAGCAGCCGAUCAGCAGGCGCUGGCGCGCGUGUGGCGCGAUGGCCAGAAGAAGGACUGCUUUGUCUACCGCUUCAUCGCCACGGGUACCAUUGAAGAGAAAAUCUUCCAGCGACAGAGCCACAAGCAAUCCCUUUCGUCGUGCGUCGUCGACAGCGCCGAAGAUGUGGAGAGACACUUUUCUCUGGACUCGCUGCGCGAGCUGUUCACUUAUAGACCCGGGACCAAGAGCGAUACCCAUGACACGUUCAAGUGUAAGCGGUGUAAACCGGAUGGUAGGCAGUAUAUGAAGGCGCAGGCCAUGUUGUAUGGCGAUACUAGCACUUGGAAUCACUUUGUUAAUCAUUGGGAGGGCGAGGACGCGGCGGGUAAGAGUGGAAAGGGCGGCGACCCGAAUGGUGGUAGUGGAGGAAUGAAGAGCAUUCAUGAUCAUUUGUUGAGGCAGGAGGUUGGGGAAAGGGAUGUUAGUGCUGUGUUUCAGUAUAUCUCUCAUUGA